Molecule: messenger RNA, 419 nt
Organism: Arabidopsis thaliana (thale cress)
Lineage: Eukaryota; Viridiplantae; Streptophyta; Magnoliopsida; Brassicales; Brassicaceae
Product: Plant thionin family protein
Exons: 2
Coding region: 49-294 (81 amino acids)
Source: RefSeq, marked reviewed
AUUAUAUACUGAUAUACAUAUAAUCUUUACAAACUUAUAACAAGAGAAAUGGAUAAAAAAUGGAGUGUGGUGAUGAUGAUGUUCGUUUUGGUAGUGAUGGCUGCCAGUGGAGGAGAAGCAGCAAGUCACUCAUGUACAUUAAAAUGUGAACUCACUUGCAGCGACUGGGAGUUCAAAACACCUUGUUUCAAACAGUGUAUGGCCGCAUGCGAGCAUCAUCCAUCUACAAGUACUCCUUCUUCAAUGAAAUCCACAGUCGCAGAUACUAAACCGAUGGAAGAAAUGAGAGGGUAGAGAAAUUUUAAGAAGUUGUCGUGAUGGAUACUUUCCUUAUCUUUUUUCUUCUAUAUGUAAAAGAUAAUCUAUAAUAAGAUGAAUAUUAGUCAUAAUGUUAAGUUUCUUAUAUUCGGGAAAUGGGA